Messenger RNA from Dreissena polymorpha, 3778 nucleotides. RefSeq names its product cyclic nucleotide-binding domain-containing protein 2-like. NCBI's taxonomy places the organism in Eukaryota, Metazoa, Mollusca, Bivalvia, Myida, Dreissenidae. The coding region runs from base 281 to 2323 and encodes 680 amino acids. The record is from RefSeq and is a predicted model, not a curated record. The transcript has 13 exons.
AAGAUUGGUGUGUGUAUCAUUUAAAGCAAUAAUGAAGUGAUGUAAUAAAGCAAACAAUUGUUUUCUGGUAUGAGCAUUUCUCGUGGACGUUUCCAGAAAUAUUAACGCACGAUCCAGCUGUUACUUGCAAAAGAUCGGGUAUGAAAAUUUUAAACGCUCAGUGAUACUUACGAGGAAUAUAUAAAGAUAUAAAGAAACACAUAAGACACCACAUCAUUUGCAGAACGAGCUCAGGAUCUUUACAAAAAGCACGACUUUUACACUUAAAAAUAAUUAUUAAAUGGCUAGUCGUAAAUUAGUUAGUGAUUCAUACUUGAACAAGGCGUUUCGUCGGGACUCUGUAUCCGAAUAUAUAGUCAGCCGAAAAGGCUCUUUGUCAGACUUGGUGUUUGCGACGAACCGGAAGUUAUCAAGGGACGCUUUUCAGACCGGAAGUACAAGAAACUCUCGUGCGCUUAGUGUAACCAAUCAGCCUUUUACAAACCAAUCACGUGAUUCAAAACGGCGCUCUACGAGUCUGUCAGGGACUUUAGGACUGGUAACUCUAGAAACAUUAACGCGCGAGAAAGCUUAUUUAGAAUGUAAAAAUGGUGGUGACCGUAAUAGCCUUUUAGAAAAGAGAUUUCAAAAGACAACGUCUUUGAAUAAUCUUCUGUUCAGUCAGAACGAAUUAGAGUCUAGACGUCAAUCAAAGACAACAUUGCUUAACGCUGCAAAGAGACGUAAAUGUUUACGCAAAUUCCAAUCACUACUGACGAUUGAAACCGCUUUUAAAAACCGACAGAAUAGGAGCAGAUUUGACCCACUGAUCCGGUUCCGUCGGGCCGCUCGAACCGUUGUCCUCAUACUCAAGGCGACUGCCAGCAGCAGACACGCCUCCCAGCAGCACGAGCAGCUCGUGUCCUGGACCCAGCUAGCAGACGAGCAGAGCACCGCGCGCCGGACGUACGACCUGUUCGGGAUCUCCUUCGACCCCAGCGUCUUCAGGGCGAAGAGGGAGAAGGUGCUGAGCAAUGAGGCCAAGGCAAUCGUGUCCUUGUACCCGUCCGACCGGACGGACGAGCAGGUGAAGCUGGUGGUCCUGGCGCUCAACCAGACCGUGGACGCCUUCGGGGAAUUCUCCAUCCGCCUCCAGAGGUCUCUAGCCAGCGUCGGUUGGUACGAAAAUUUUGACGCGAAGCGUGUGAUAAUCAGACAAGGUCACGUGGCUGAAAAUUUCUACUUAAUAAUUUCUGGAACAGCGGUGGUGACCCGGCUAGAGACCAAUCGAGAGACGGAGGAACAGCACGUGAGCACAGUCGCCAUCCUGAAGACCGGAAAUAGCUUCGGGGAGCUGGCAUUGAUGCACGCGUCGCGGCGCAGCGCAACGGUGACGUGUACGACGAACGUGGAGCUGCUGGCAGUUAAUCGCGAAGACUUCAUCGACAUCUUCAUGCAUAUUGAGACUGACCGGGAACCAGAGCACAUCCGCUUCCUCCGCUCCAUAGACCUGCUCAGGGGAUGGCCCUUUGAUCUGCUGCCUCAAGACAACCCCAGGAUAUGUCUGUUUACUUUUUUCCGCCGCGGAGUGCUCUUGUGUAAAGAUAGCAACGACACCGAUUGGAUCUACGUCAUUAAGAGCGGCACGUGUAGGGUCCUUAAAGACUUGCUGGACGCAAAACCUAACAUACCAGGACUCGAUUCAAUACCGUAUUCGUUCAACCAAUCCUAUAUCAAGUUACCUCCCAUACCUCAAGUUAAGGUUCAUGAGAGCCCAAGACUCCGCCGCGGUCCGCCGCUUCCUAGCAACCCAGCGAACACACAGAGGGUUGGUCGUUUACUGAACAGCAUUCAUGCCAUCGAUAACAUGAUAGUAGAUCAUAGGCAACAACUCAACGAGAUCUUUGAGAAGAGACACCAGGUUUUGACACGACAAGGGCACAGUGAGACGUCCGCGAUAUCACGUCAGUCACAGGUCGAACCCCAUCAGUCAGCUAGCAAGGUGUUUGUGCAAAUACAGAAGCUAGGACCAAGGGAUAUUUUUGGUUUGGAGCAGACGGUAUUCGGCCUGAUCGGGCAGGCGACAAGCUGCAGUCUGGUAUCAGACGGCGCGGAGUGCAUCCUGAUCAACAAGAAGUUCUUUAUGAAGCAUCUCUCAGACGAUUUGGCCAAACACCUAAGGCGGACGAUCCAGCCAAUACCGAGUGAAGAAAGCUUGCAAAAAACGCUUCAAGACCAGGCCAACUGGGAUGCAUUCAAGACUUUGACGGUCAACAACUUCAUCGUGCACCGGAAGCAACUCCACCGUCAUGCGCAGAAAGUCUUACACAACAUCAGCGAAUGAAUCAGCGAAUGAGACACAUCUCCCAGUUUCCAAAGAAUGACGAUAAACAAGAACCGGCAAUUGGUCAUUGCAUCAUCCGCAAAAGCGUGUGACGUAAAAAUGCAAUAGUUCAUAAUUGAAUCAUCCACAAAAGCUCGUGACUUAAACAUGACAUGGGUCAUAAUUUCAUUAUCCACAACAGCUUGUGACAACACAUUCGCAAUUGGUCAGCAUUACAUUAUCCACAACAGCUUGUGAAUACAAGCUCGCAAUUGGUCAGUAUUUCAUUAUCCACAAAAGCUUGUGACUACAGGUGAACAAUUAACCAGCAUUGCAUUAUCCUCAACAGCUUGUGACUACAAGCGCGCAAUUAGUACGCAUUAAAUUAUCCACAACAUCCUGUGACUACAAGCUCCCAAUUGGUCAGCAUUGCAUUAUCCACGACAGCUUGUGACUACAAGCGCGCAAUUUGUAAGCAUUGAAUUAUCCACAACAGUUUUUAACAAAAGCUCCCAAUUGGUCAGCACUGCCUUAUCCACAACAGCUUGUGACUACAAGCGCACAAUUAGUCAGCAUUGAAUUGUCCACAACACCUUGUGACUACAAGCUCGCAAUAGGUCAGCAUUGCAUUAUCCACAACAGCUUGUACCUACAAGUGUGCAAUUGGUCACCAUUGCAUUAUCCACAACAGCUUAUGACUUCAAGUGAGCAAUUGGUCACCAUUGCAUUAUCCACAACAGCUUGUGACUUCAAGUGAGCAAUAGGUCAGCAUUGCAUUAUCAACGACAGCUUGUGACUACAAGUGCACAAUUGGUCAGCAUUUCAUUAUCCACAACAGCGUGAGACUACAAACGCGCAGUCGCAACUGGUCGGGAUUGUGACUGCAAACGCGCAGUCGGUUGGCAUUUGUUUAUCAACAACAGCUUGUGACUACAAGUGCGCAAUCCGGUGAGCAUUGCAUUAUCCACAACAGCUUGUGACUACAAACGCGCAGUCAGUCAGCAUUUGAUUAUCAACAACAGGUUGUGACUACAAGUGUGCAAUCGGUCAGCAUUGCCUUAUCCACAACAGCCUGUGGCUUGAAAGUGCAAUUUGCCAUUAGUGAAUUAUCCCCAACAGCGUUUGACAAUUUCACUAACCACAAUAGCUUGUGACUACAUGCGCGCAAUUGGUCAGCAUUGCAUCAUCCAUAACAGCUUUUAGCUUGAACGUCCUAUGGGUCAUCAUUUUAAUAUUCAUAAACUUAUUUACUCAUAUAAACAUAUGAGACUGGAAAAUGAUUGCGCAUGUUGAAUUUUUUCCAAAAUAAAGCACAGACCAUAUUUAAAGUUUGUCAAACAGAUCUCAUAGGAAAAAUCUAUAUAAAAAUACAAAACAAAAGUUCACAAGCAAGCAUAAAAUGUAUGGUUAAUACGUUUGUAUCUAUGUACUUGUUUACGUCCGUCUGUUUCGGUCAGUCUAAAAACACGUCUAUAA